Messenger RNA from Pyrus x bretschneideri (Chinese white pear), 1396 nucleotides. RefSeq names its product DNA polymerase zeta processivity subunit. Bases 16 to 699 code for a protein of 227 amino acids. The record is from RefSeq and is a predicted model, not a curated record. Gene Ontology annotation, cellular component: zeta DNA polymerase complex. NCBI's taxonomy places the organism in Eukaryota, Viridiplantae, Streptophyta, Magnoliopsida, Rosales, Rosaceae. The transcript has 5 exons.
GCAAAAGCCCACCAAAUGGCGGGAGCCUUCAGUUUUGUUAACGCACUUACCCUUGCACUUGCAGACACAGCAAACCGAGAUGGAGCGCAAAGACAGCCAGUCUCCUCAAGUGCAGGUGAGAUAACUCGGAUUCUGGUGGAAUUCCUCGAGGUUGCAAUCACUUCAGUCGUUUUCCUGAAGGGAAUUUACCCUCCAGGUGCUUUUGAAAGAAGGAAAUAUAUGAAUUUGGUGGUUCAUAGAGCUCGUCACCCUGAACUCAGAGAUUACAUCCAUUCCGCUGUCUCGGGACUUCUCCCUUUUAUCCAAAAGGGUCUCGUGGAGAGAGUAGCUGUUAUUUUCUUUCACGGUGACAACAUCCCUGUGGAAAGAUUUAUGUUUAAGCUCAAUGUGAAUCAAUCGUAUGGCUCGAGGGUGGAAGAAGCUGACCUGGAGUUCUCACUGAGGUCAUUUUUUAUCAAGCUUCCUGUCGCAGAACCCCUUACCAAGGCUCUUCCCCAGAAUUGCAGGUGGGAGAUAACUGCUUACUUUCGAUCACUCCCUCAGGCUUGUACAAGUAAGGAUGCAGAGUCGUGGAUUCCAACAGAUACAAAGCAGUGGCAACAACCUCCGUUAAUAACCCCUAUUAAGUCAAUGAGUAGCCAACCUCUAUCUGUGCAGUUAUAUUUGGAACAUCCAAGUUUAUCUGAACCAAAGGCUUGAAAGAGGAAUACAAUUGUUCCUACGCAUAUGCAUGCAUGCACGUAUGCUUAGCUGGUAUUGGCCUUACCUAAUUUACUUUUUAAGUCCUUCAAUGUGAUAGAAAAUUCAUGUUUUGUUUUGUCUUGAUUUUACAUGAAAAAUACAAUGCAUGUCCCCUGAACAUGCUGCUUGAGAAGUAAAUCUUGCUUGCUUGCUGCAUUUAGUAUAUAAACCACAAUAAGUUAGUGUUUACUAUUGGUAUUUGUUAUCCAAUUAGGAUGAGAUUAGAGAGUACCGAUGUAGAAAGCUUGUGGAAGAUGAAGGAUGGAUGAAAAGGACAACACUGUAGAUCAAGCUGGAGGUGGUUAGCUGAGGGUAUUGUUGUUUGUGCUCUUCCACAUCUUGCACUUGUGUGCAGCCGUGUAGGCGGAGAAGUACCACUUACUAAACUGAAGAGCUAGUUGGUAGCUGCUCAACAUUAGUUUAUGAAUGAACAGUUUUAACAAUUAUCGGUGUUUGUGGGAGAAACGGGUGUUUCGUUAGGCUGGAAUAUGAGUUUGAAAAUGAGUUAGCAGUUGCACAGAUUGGAACGUGGUCUGCAAGCGGCUAUAUAAGGUUAAUUUCCCAUGCAAUCGAUGAAGUACUGACCAUGCUCAUGUUCAGUUUCUAUGUCCGAAUAUUGUACAUUGUCUUAUUGAUAUGCAAAUUUUCUUCUUUA